Molecule: messenger RNA, 2712 nt
Organism: Styela clava
Lineage: Eukaryota; Metazoa; Chordata; Ascidiacea; Stolidobranchia; Styelidae
Product: sodium- and chloride-dependent creatine transporter 1-like
Biological process (GO): sodium ion transmembrane transport; nitrogen compound transport; amino acid transport
Cellular component (GO): plasma membrane
Source: RefSeq, a predicted model, not a curated record
AUUUCAAUCGUUGGAAAUAUUGUCUGCAGUUUAUACAAUGGACGUUCAAGAAAAAGCAAAAUUUAAAACUGACCAUGCAGAACAAAGCAGGAAGUCAUCCAGAAUAACUUGGAACAACAAAUUUGAAUUUUUAUUCAACGUCGUAGGCUUUAAUGUUGGAUUAGGAAAUAUUUGGAGAUUUACAUAUUUGUGUUUCAAGAAUGGCGGGGGUGCAUUUCUUAUUCCCUAUUUAAUUGUUGCUGUAUUUUGCGGAGUACCGUUGAUGUUUAUGGAAGUUGCAAUUGGACAAAUGACAAAACGAGGCUGCGUUGCCGGAAUGGACAAUUUGGUACCAUUGAUGAGGGGCGUCGGAUAUUCAUCGAUACUAUUGACAAGCUAUUAUCUUGUUUAUAUUGCAUUGGUUAUUGCCUGGUGUUUUAUAUAUUUGUUCGGAUCAUUUACUUUGGGAAUAUUACCGUGGGCAACAUGUGAUAACCAAUGGAACACAGAAGCAUGCAUUCCCGUUAUUGAUGAAUACGGCAAUAAAAGCCAUUUUUUAUUUUCAAACCUUUCCCACGACAUCGUCAAUACUACUAAUACAGCAGAACCCAUAUUAUCUACAGUUGAAUUUUUCAAUAAUUACGUCUUACAACGAAGCAGUGGAAUAACGGACAUGGGAAGUUUUUCAAACUGGAAAAUAUUUGGAUGCUUUGUUGCUGGUUGGAUAUUAAUAUUCAUUUGUAUUGUCAAAGGGAUAAGAACUACAGGAAAGGUCGCAUAUGUAACUGUUUGUUUACCAUAUAUUGGAAUGUUUGCGCUUCUGAUCAGAGGAAUAACAUUAGAGGGUGCCAGCAAUGGAAUUUUAUAUUACGUCACACCAAAUAUUACAAAGCUAGCUGAUCCGCAGGUCUGGUUAGAUGCAGGGGGUCAAGUGAUAUUUUCUCUUGGACUUGGUUAUGGAGCUGUCAUUGGAUUAGGAAGCUACAACAAAUCCAACUUUGAUUGCUACAAAAGUUCUUUCUUUUUCGUUCUCACCUGUUGCGGAAGUUCUUUGUUGUUUGGAUUUGUCGUUUUCAGCUUUCUUGGUCAUAUGGCGUUAGAACAAGGAUUACAUGUACAGGACGUGGUAGAAGGGGGGCCAGGGCUCGUCUUUCAGGUUUUACCAGCAGAAUUCGCACUGUUAUCAGGAUCGCAAAUCUGGUCUGCAAUAUUCUUCACAGCAUUACUCGGACUAGCUAUUGAUGGCUCGUAUGAACCUUUGGAAGGAAUAAUCACCGCAUUAGCAGAUUAUUAUCCUUCGUAUUUUGGGCAUCGAGGAUCUCAUUAUUGGAGCCUCGGAUUGUGUUUGUUACUCUUGAUUCUUGGAUUACCUCAAUUAUUCGAUGGAGGAAUUUACGUAUUUGAGGUAAUUAAAAUAUAUGGUGGAAGUGGCAUCUGCAUUUUAUGGGUAGCAUGUGCCGAAACGAUUACAAUAAGCUGGAUUUAUGGAAUUGAUAGAUUUUUCGAUGACGUCACAAUUAUGAUUGGAUAUCGACCAUCAAUUUUAAUUAGACAUUGCUUGAAAUACGUGACCCCGACGAUAUGUAUGAUCAUAUUUAUUGCAAUCUGUUCAAUGUAUAAACCGCUCGAGAUGGGAAGUUACACCUACCCAUGGUGGGCUGAUAUGAUCGGAUGGGUGAUAUCAAUAUCGGUCGUUGCAAGCAUACCCAUCAUUGCUAUAAAGACAUUUUUAGAAGCUAAAGGCACAUGGGAACAGAAAUGGGAUAUUUGCAUCACUCCUAGACAUGAAACAAUCUCGAGGAUCAACAACGAAUUCGAAAUGGACAAGUUUAUCAACGCAGUUUAAAUCAGCUCUGACAACUGAACAACUCACAUAUGAUAUCGAUAGCAUUCUCCCCACGCCCCGGAGAAAAGCAAAUUUUUAUCUUGAUUUUCUUCAAACUAGAUCAGGGUUCUCAACCUUUUUGGUGGAGCACCACCCCAAUAAAAGAGUCUUGAGGAAACCCUGCGCGAUCGUUUAAUUGUUUUUGAUCAAAUACGCAUAUAUGUAAGCAAACCUAAUAAGGGCAAAACAAAAUAAUCUUUAAAGUAACCCAGUUGAAGCUGUGCGGGAAGGACGUGCCGACGGCUCUGAGAUAGCGCCAACUGUAACAACUCGGGUAGUGGAAUUGAAACAAAUGGAACAUAAAAGUUAGGAAUAGUUUACACCUGAAAUGAUGGACAACAAAAGAAUAGGAUUCGGACAAUGUGGACCACGUUGGCAUUGGCGUAGGCUACCAGUCACUCCAAUUUUACAUACCCGCAUCUCAAGAAACUACAUCACUCACAUCGGAUUUUAUUCAUAAUGAAGAAUUCCAUGAAAAGACAUUUAGAUUUUAUUAUUAUUGUUGCUGACACUGUUGUCACAUAACACACUACUUCGCAGUUAUUUACCUCAAUCAAAUUAUUGGUUUGCUUUAAACGCGACUAGUAUAAACAAGCCUAACCAUGUUCGCUUUGACGUAAACAGUUUUAUAUUGGAACACACCUUUUUGCAGUGUGUUUAUAUUAUACGAGUUGGAUGCCCUAACAAUACACUUUUUUUUGUUUGUUUGUGUAAACUGACACGUAUAUUCCACGUGUUUUAAACGGUUUUAGGGAUUUUGCCAGUUUUCCCAAUCAAUCAAUGAAUGAUUGAUUGAUUCUGUGUGAUCAUUGUUUAGUGUAUUUUUUAUGUAUACUGUGUAUCGGGGA